UUUAGUAGUAUGCCCACAUCCGGCUCGUAAGCAUCUCUUACGUUGGGGACUAUAUCGCAUGGUUUCCUAUGAUCGCCACGAGGUCGCGCCACAUUUUUAGGGAGAAAAGUAUACAACUUCAGUUUUGUGUGUUUAUUGCGAGGAUCGGUUCGAGUUCGUUUCUUUUUAAUUUUAACUCCUGUCGUGAUCGCGAAGGAAUCGCUCGAAAGCAUGCAGAUAGAUCACCCCGAGUGUGCUACCAAUCGAAUCGUACACUAAAGUUCUUCCAUGCUAAUUGUUGAAUUAGCUGACCAUAUUUGUGCGAUAUAUUUUUUCCGUUCGAAAUAUCAAAUGCCAACCUGAAGGAAAAAACGAAGUGGAAUGAUAGUACACAUUCUCAGUGGCAGAAAAUUAAUAACAAAAAGAAGACAAACUCGUGCGAUGAUUCGCUGUCCAUGUGUUGGUGUUUUCGCCAUUCGUGUGCCUAUGUGUUGUUUUUAAGUCAUGUUACUUAAGCGCCGCGAAUGCGAAAAAUACAGUGUUUGCGUAAAAUUUAGCGUAAGUCGUAGUGUUGUGUUUGGGUGAAAAAUGUCCACACGCAAACUAAACCCGUCUUUUGCGUUUUUUUAUAUGUGCGACGUUUCCUACCGUCCUGAAAUAAUUACUUUCCGAAGCAAAAGUGCCAACCGAGUGAAUCCAAUGUACCGAAAAGAAACAUCGACAAUCAGACAGCUCGAUGAUAAUACAUGUGUCGAUAAGUCGUUUAUUUUUCGAUUAGUAGAAAAGAAAACUUGUUUUGAAUGAAAGUAGUGCGGAUAAUAGUGAAGUUGUUGUUUCCAGUGAAGUAUGUUAUCAGAUUAAGAAUCAGUGAACGGUGAAAAGUAAACAGAAGCUAAUAGUCCCUCGUACGUCAGGCAAAAAUAAUAAAAAUAAUUGAAAAUAUUAAAACAAGUGUAUUUUUGCCCUCUCGGAGGAGUGCCGAUGAGUUUGAGAGGCAAGAGUGCGUGCGUGUGUGUGCUGAAGACGUAAAGUGAGUACGAAAAUAUUGUUCUGCGACAAGAAUAUUGGCACAAGUGAAUUGUGAGUAAACAUAGCAAUACGUUGGUAUUGUCUAACGUGCGGGAAUUCACAUUUCACAUCGUAACGAGCAAAAGCAAAAUCGUGCAUAAAAUCGUAAACAAAAGCUUCAGGAACGGCAGAUCGGGCUUCGGAGAUGGAUUCAUUUGGUUCACCCUGGCCGGCAUCGCCACGCGGCGGCCUUGAAGGUCUGUCCAACGAUGGCGUUCCAAUGGAUGCCCUCGCCGAGCUACAGGACGGAACGUUUGAGCCACAGACACGUGCUCGUUCCAAUACCUGGCCUCUGCCUCGGCCGGACAACUUUGUAGAACCGGAAGCAGAAUCCGAAAGCAAUAAGUGUAGUAAUCAGCAGUUGGCAAGUGCAGGUGCCAAUGGAAGUCAACCGCAAUCAGCGUCAUCCACCACCAAGAAAAAUUCAUCGCGUCGCAACGCUUGGGGUAACCUGUCGUACGCUGAUUUAAUUACACAAGCAAUUAGUUCAGCAAGUGAUAGCCGACUAACGCUCAGCCAGAUAUAUGAAUGGAUGGUGCAGAAUGUGCCAUAUUUUAAAGAUAAGGGUGACUCCAAUAGCAGCGCAGGAUGGAAGAAUUCAAUCAGGCACAAUCUAUCACUGCACAACCGGUUCAUGCGAGUACAGAACGAAGGAACCGGCAAAUCGUCCUGGUGGAUGCUGAAUCCGGACGCGAAACCCGGCAAAUCGGUUCGUCGGAGGGCCGCAUCGAUGGAGACAUCCAAGUACGAGAAGCGAAGGGGCCGAGCGAGGAAACGGGUCGAAGCGAUACGACAGCAGGCGGCCCUAGGACUAGCGACAAACGUACUAAACGAUGCCACCCCUUCACCCAGUAGUAGCGUUAGUGAGAACCUAGACUCGUUUCCUGAAAGCCCGCUGCAUAGUGGUAACUUCCAACUGUCCCCCGACUUUCGGCAACGUGCCUCAUCGAAUGCGAGCUCUUGUGGUCGUUUAAGUCCGAUCCAAUCGAUAGUGGGCAUCGAAAACACCUGGACCUAUCCGCCGGACCUAGAUGAACUGGCGGACAAUCCCGAUGCAGGGCAAAAUGUGGAAACGGAACUCAACGCACAGGGACAGGCUCAGCUCGAUCAACUGGCUGGAUCACUUGCAGACGAACUUACCCUGCAGCAGACUGAUUUCUUCAAAGGGUUCAGCCAAACCACGAGCAUUCAUAGCCAACCUCCACCACCAUAUCAGCCUCCACAGCCGUACUCACUACAUGCGACGGUAGCGCAACCUUUCGGUUUCCAACAGCAGCAGAACCAGUGUCCCAUCCAUCGUCUACAACAGUGCACCUGUAUGCUACAAAAUAACACCCGUGAGAGCAUGUCACCUGCGUCUGGAACCGGAAUGUCUCCGUCAUAUCCACACAGUGAACCAUCGCCGGAUUAUGCCAUGCUGGUGGGGGCCCGUGUGAUACAACGAACGCCCUCUGCCAGUCCCCCACUGACGCCCAACACUGUUUGCAAUAUGGUGACAGCGACAUCACAAAGCGAUAACACUCCGCAAACGUUAAUGGGACAAUUUAUGGAAGCGUUAAAUAGUCAAACCAAUAUUGACGAUAUAAACAUCAACUUGGAAUCUUUCCCCGGAGGGCUGGAGUGCAAUGUCGACGAAGUGAUAAAACACGAGCUUAGUAUGGAAGGAUCUCUGGAUUUCAAUUUCCCAAUGUCGAACCACAGCACAUACACACCCACAAACAGUUCCAACUCGCAGGACUCGACAAUCAGUGCAAUAGCCGCAACGCCAAACCAGGCAACGGCACCGCAUAGCCACGGUCAAUAUACGGCCCGAACAAGCGUCACACCACCAUCCUGGGUCCACUGAGGGUGGCUGUGAAUUGGAGCAUACUUGAUGGGUUCACCUUCGUGAAUGAUUGGAUUUGUGGCAACUAAAGGAAGUAUGCUCCAAUCUGCUUCUAAUCAAAAGAUGGCAGCAAACCACUACAAUUUACCAAGGAAUAUGCUCAUUUGUGAUUGAUGUACCGAAAUACAUCGAUUCCAGCAUCAUAUAAACGGAUACUUACAACGCAGGACGAUAUCACGACACGUACCAUAGUUCAAAUCUAUGUCUCAUCUACUCGUUACAUGAUCAUUGAUUAAGCGAUCCAAACCAACAGUUAUGUAGAAAGGCAAUAGUUUUGAUCGGUCUACGCAGAUGGAACAUUGCAUGCAAACGUUAUUUCAUAGCAAAAUAAAACAUCUGACAGCAAAAUUCUACAGUACGGGCUCAUCAAUAAGACAAGUUAUCAAAUUAAACGCUGUUUUUUUAAGUUUAAAUAGAACCAAGCAGGUUUGUAUAUUAAGGUAAAGAGUAAAAUUAUGGUUUAUUAUAGUUUCGUUUAACGAGGAAGCAUAACGAACACGUUUAAUCAGUUUGUUGACAUUUUUUGUUAGGAGAAAAUCGAUACUGUAAACAUAGUUUAGUAGUUAUUGGCGGAAGAGAAAUAGGUAGUGAUAUUAAGGCAUACGCUAGGUAAGAAAUUGGUGCUUAUUAUUUCCUACACACCCCGUCGGCGUAGAAUUCAACACACGCAACAGGUGGUCGGUUAAAUUAGGCACGGCCUUUUCUUUUCACGCAGUAGGCGGUGAAAGUGUAUGCUGGCAGUAGCGAGUACACAAACCAAACAUCCACCGCCUACUGUGUGGAUAUAGAAGCGCGCAUGCCAGCAUUGUAAGCUUUUUGCUCAAUUCAGAACGCCAUCUGUGGAUUGCGUUUGCUUUUCGUUUGGUUAUUUCGGGGAAAAAGCACAAAAUGCAACAUGAGAAAGGAAAAUUCUAAAUGAUACAUUUAGUUUUGAGGGUUCUGCUUUACGUUCUAGGAUAACCAGUGCCAUUUAAAGAAUCUUGUAUGAAUUUCAACGUAUGCUAUAAUCCUCCUUAAAGAAGUAGUAGUGACCGGUUAAGUAGGUCGGCAUGCACGCCAAACUAAAACGGCAAGCGUGUGCAGCCAUUUUUUGUAAAUAGGUAUCUUUAACAAAUUGUAAAUAUAGUUACCAAAUGUAAAACACGGUAAGCAAAUGUCAGCUUUCCCUCCCUAAAAUAGGUGAUAGUUGAUCAAUCAUUGUUAUAGAAGAUCGUUUUUUGAAAGCGUCACUAGAGGGUUCUUCGAUUUUGCAAGAAUGAAAUUACUAGGCUAAACCUUAAAGGCGAUAAUAUUGUUUUAAUCACAUUUUGUACAUAUAAGUAAAGUAAAUAAACCAACUGAAGGUAACAUUUAAUCAUAAGCAAAUACAUCUAAUCAGUAAAAAAAACAAGUGGUUAGUAGAGAAAACGAGAAUAAAAUGUAUAUUCAUAGUAGAAGCUUGCUAUCUUGGAUACAAAACACUAAUAAUGAAAAAAAAUAAAAGCGAAUGACAACUGAUUGAUGAAAGCAGUGAAAACUAGAGCAAACACACACAAAUACCUUAAUCAAUAUCGUCGAAAUUAGAAAAACAAAUUGAUCUUCAAUGACCAAUGAAUAUCGUGAAAAUGAAUGUGUUCGUUAAAUUAAUUUUAAUUCCAUUUUCAAUUACAUUUGUAUUCCUUUUCCGGGGCCUGUUUUUGUGGUAAAAGGAAUCCAAUAGUAGCAAAAGGAGAAAGAAAUGAAAAGCAAACUGUUAUAAAACAUUGGAAACCGAAGAAACGAUGAUGCGGAACGAGCGUGAACGAGUGCAGACGUCAAUGGUAAUAUGUGGAAAAAUUGUUGCUUCGUACAAAUUAAUUUAUAUUACUGAAAUCCGACAAUGUGAAAAUGCGCAUAAUAUUGAUUUUGGGUUGUUGAAUAAAAUUGGAUCAAUAAA
Messenger RNA from Ochlerotatus camptorhynchus, 4847 nucleotides. It is a transcript of the gene foxo, whose product is annotated as forkhead box, sub-group O. The coding region runs from base 1193 to 2893 and encodes 566 amino acids. Gene Ontology annotation, biological process: regulation of transcription by RNA polymerase II. Gene Ontology annotation, cellular component: nucleus. The transcript is spliced from 11 exons. Gene Ontology annotation, molecular function: DNA-binding transcription factor activity, RNA polymerase II-specific; RNA polymerase II cis-regulatory region sequence-specific DNA binding. The record is from RefSeq and is a predicted model, not a curated record. NCBI's taxonomy places the organism in Eukaryota, Metazoa, Arthropoda, Insecta, Diptera, Culicidae.